Molecule: messenger RNA, 954 nt
Organism: Filobasidium floriforme
Lineage: Eukaryota; Fungi; Basidiomycota; Tremellomycetes; Filobasidiales; Filobasidiaceae
Exons: 3
Coding region: 1-954 (317 amino acids)
Source: RefSeq, a predicted model, not a curated record
AUGUCCCGAGUCAUCGCAGUAGCAGGAGGAUCCGGCCAGAUGGGCAAAGCCAUCAUCGACGCUAUCCGUGCCGACAACAAGUUCCAAGUCGUCAGCCUCGGUCGAAAGGUGAGUCCUUUUCGCGUCGUUUCCGGUCGGUCGACCGCUGAUAAGCCUCGAACCAUCGGAGUCGAUUACAACGAUGUCGCCGUUCUGGUCAAGAUCCUGGAGGAGAACCAGGUCCAUACCGUCAUCUCCACCCUCAACACCGGAGGUGAUGAUACGGCCGAGUUCAACCUUGUCGAAGCUUCGGACAAGUCCUCGGUCACCAAGAGGUUCAUCCCUUCUACCUGGGGUAUCGAGUACACCGAAGAGGUCGCUGGCUACUUCCCCAUCGCCAACAGCAAGCUCAAGCUGAUGGCCAAGCUCGACGCGACCUCGCUCGAGUACACCAACAUCCCUACCGGUCUCUUUGCCGACUACUUUGUUGCUCCGUACAUCGACACCUAUCUCUACCCCUUGGCAGUCUUUGUCGACCCUGCGCACAACACCGCAGCGAUCCCCGCCUCGGGGGACGUCCCCGUCGCCUUUACCCAUUCGUGGGAUACCGCCAAGUUUGUCUCCGCGGCGAUGUCGUUGGACAAGUGGGAAAAGACUUCGUACAUCGGUAGCGACAAGGUAUCCUGGAACCAGCUCGUUCGCCUGUUCGAACAGGCGAAGGGAACCAAGUUCACCGUCAAGCACGAUGAUAUGGAGACCCUCCGACAAGGUCAAAUCACCGAGCUUCCCUCGCACCCGGCUACCUACCCUCAUUUCCCCAAGGAAGCGAUGACGGGCAUGUUCUCCGCCUUUGGGGUCAUGUCCGAGACGGGCAUCUUCGACUUCAAGCCGGAGAAGACGUUGAGCCAGCAAUUCCCCGAGAUCAAGUUGAGGAGUAUGAAGGAGCUCAUUGAUACCGCUUACAAGAAGCAGUAA